AUGUCGAAGAAGGUCCAGGGCGCCAUUACAGCGCCCCAGCUCAGAACGCUUCUUGCACGCAUCGGCAGUGGCGUCGGUGGCAAUAAGCCAGAACUCGCGGAACGCCUCCAGUCAGACCUCAAUGUGGCCAAGCUUCAACAUGGCAGCAAACCCGGCCGCAUUCUCAGCGUGGACAUGGGCAUCCGCAACAUGGCUUGCUGUGUGUGCGAUGUUUCCAUCCAACAGCCCAAGAAGAAUUCCCCCACGGGGAGCCCCCGCGUGAAGCUCAACGUGCUGGCCUGGGAGCCCAUCUCUGUCAGCGACCUCGCCCAGCAAGAGGAAGAGCAGGCAUCUUCUGCAGACCCUGCAGCGCGGCUGAGCAGCCAGCUCACCCAAACCGCCAAAGAGUCAUUUCGGCCGUCCAUCCUCUCGCGCGCUGCCUACGCGCUGCUCAAGCGGAAGCUCCUCCCCUACGCGCCGCAGACCAUUUUGAUCGAGCAGCAGCGCUACCGCACCACUUCGUCUGCCGCCAUUCAAGAGUGGACCUACCACGUCAACAUGCUUGAGGGCAUGAUCUGGGCCAUCCUCGAGACGCUUAGGCAAGAAGAGACUUCCGCGCGCCUGCCAACCGCCGUCUUGAGAGCGCCCUCAUUCCCUAGCGCCUUCCCGGUCAGCCCAAAACGCGUUGCCACCUUCUGGACGGACAACUCGGAGCUCGGCCGAGCGAUUCUCAGCGAAACUGCUGCCAGCACUGCCGCGCUCAAGCGUCCGUCUUCUCGCUCGCGCUCGACAGCAUCGAAGGCGGGGGAGGGUGUCGAGGAUGACGCUGCGGCCGAGGGAGAAGAGGGGGUGGAGGACGGCAUGAGCAAACCAAAGAAGCUAAGCAAAUCGAAAAUCGAGAAGAGGGUCAAAAUCAAGCUCGUCGAGCAAUGGUUGCUCGCGAACAGCAGCGGGUCUGCGUCGGCUCGGCGAGACUGCGACGUGCAACUCAGCUUCGACACGGCCGAAGUCCGCGGCAUGCGUGACGUUUUCUUGUCUAGGCUGUCCAAAGCCGGGAAAAGGACUGGCGGAGGGAGCAGGAAGAAGCGCGCAAAGGACGCGUCAGAAGCGCCGGCCCCGUCAGUCGCCAGCCUGUCACCGCCAGUCGACCCCAAGAAACUGGACGAUUUGGCCGACUGCCUCUUGCAAGCGGCCGCGUGGGCGCAGUGGGAGGGCAACCGACGUGCAAUGCUGGGGUUGGACGAGAAGACCCUGAAGGAGGUGGCUGAGGCUAGCGCGUAG
Messenger RNA from Diplodia corticola, 1260 nucleotides. RefSeq names its product mitochondrial resolvase ydc2. The record is from RefSeq and is a predicted model, not a curated record. Bases 1 to 1260 code for a protein of 419 amino acids. Lineage: Eukaryota; Fungi; Ascomycota; Dothideomycetes; Botryosphaeriales; Botryosphaeriaceae. Gene Ontology annotation, cellular component: mitochondrion. The transcript has a single exon. Gene Ontology annotation, molecular function: Y-form DNA binding; crossed form four-way junction DNA binding; flap-structured DNA binding.